Copidosoma floridanum is the source of this 3573-nucleotide messenger RNA. Its product is annotated as target of Myb1 membrane trafficking protein. Gene Ontology annotation, biological process: signal transduction. Gene Ontology annotation, molecular function: clathrin binding; ubiquitin binding; phosphatidylinositol binding. The record is from RefSeq and is a predicted model, not a curated record. Gene Ontology annotation, cellular component: membrane; endosome. Lineage: Eukaryota; Metazoa; Arthropoda; Insecta; Hymenoptera; Encyrtidae.
ACAAUUAGAAGUAGUUAGAUAGUAUCCAUACGCGUGUGGGUGUAUAUAAUUAUACAAAAAUACGUGUAAUCGUUAUAAUAUAACAUAUGGUAGGGCUCGUAGAAAUCAGCUGUGCCACACGUAGGUAUAUUACAACAAAUUGAUGACAAGUUGAGUUCCAGGAUCCCAUCAGGGGUUGAAUCGUUGAAUGUUGUUGGUGAAUGGUGAUGCGAUGCAGUGCAGACCUGAGACCUGACCUGAUUCUUAUCUUCUACUUGUACUUAUAUGUCAGUGAAUUCAUGCACGUACGUUGGCAUUGACAAUCUUCUACAUACUUAUCCGUCGUGUAAUAAGGCAUAUGUCUGUAUUUCUCUCGAGGCUCAGAAGGAGAGGAAACCGUAUCAAGGGGAUCUGAAGCAGGUCGCAAAUCGACACCCCCGAAUCGUUUAUACUUACUUAUACCUAUAUCUAUACUUAUCUCCGACAAUUACUAGUGUUUGAUUUGAGAAGACCGAGUUCAGUUUGAGAGUAGGUAAAUAUCCAUGUACAAUUGGUGUGGUGAGGAAGAGGAAUAAGGAUAGGUAAUAGGUACUACGUACAGGUGUGUGCCGUGUGCUGUCACUGUGUCGUGCUGCAGAAGUGCAGAGUGCAGCCUUGCAGAGGAAUACGAGGAGGAAGUGGUAUAUAAGUAGUGGACGUGCGUGGUGGGUGCUGUGUUAGUGCAAGAGUGCAGCCAGUACAGCUGAAAAUAAAUAGACACUGGGUACGGGUCUGGAUACUCUGCCACUCUGGAUCUAGAGCACACGAGCCGAGCAUAGGGACUGUAGGGAGCAGCAAGGACUUCUUGUUUUGUGUUGUUAGGGCCCGAAUAAUUAGUUGUUAUCGCGGAGGUGACGUUUGCUUGCUCGACGAACCAAAAUCUAUAUAGAGCAGCGGCAGCAGAGUAGGAGAGGCCAUUGCGUUAAGUUACGGUCGAUUUGUUACUGUACAUACACCUAAAGUCGCAGGUGUCGAGAACGCGUUAUUAUUCCGGGGCGGGGUUAUCGUUAAUAUUGUUUUUUUUUGACACUGUUGUUGUUAUUGUUGUUAAUCACCUUGUUGUGCUCCUUUUAGUGAGCUCUUUUAAUUGUGUAUAUACGUUAUUAUUUGUUAUAACUCCAUUGUUAAUUGUCCAAAAGUUCUCGGGUAGCCGAUUGAUUCCCAGUGCCGUGUUUGGACUUUCUAUGUAACAACGGUACACGUACGUCAAACAUGUCGUUCUUUGGAGUCAACGUUACCAAUCCCUUCAGCACACCAGUGGGCCAGAAGAUAGAGCAAGCCACUGAUGCCAAUCUACCAAGCGAAAACUGGGCACUUAAUAUGGAAAUAUGUGACAUCAUCAAUGAGUCGGAACCUACGAGCGCUGUUAAAGCCAUUAAACGCAGGCUUAACCAGGCUGCUGGCAAAAAUUACACUGUUGUCAUGUACACGCUUACUGUACUGGAAACUUGUGUAAAAAAUUGUGGUAAACGUUUCCAUGCACAGGUAUUUACGAGAGAAUUCGUAUCAGAGCUGGUAAAGUUGAUAGGACCAAAGAACGAACCUCCAACCGCUGUGCAAGAGAAAGUAUUAAAUCUGAUACAGACCUGGGCAGACACAUUUAAAGGCCAGCCUCACGCACAGGGUGUUGUACAAGUUUAUCAAGAACUCAAAAGCAAAGGAAUCGAAUUUCCAAUGACAGACUUGGAUGCAAUGGCACCAAUCAUAACUCCUGAAAGGAGUGUGCCAGAGGUCGACGCAGCGAGUCAAGGCGCGGUAGCGGCAGCCGGGGCCACGGCGGCUACCACCUCGGCCUCGCCCGGUCCCAUCCAGCAUAACGAGCCCGGCCCAGUGUUGGGCUGCCGCGCUGGUCAGCUGAUAGCUCUCAACGAUCAACAAAUGGCCAAGUUACGCAGCGAGCUUGACUUGGUGCACUGCAACAUGCGCGUCUUCUCGGAGAUGUUGGCCGCCGCCUGUUCGACCGGUGUCAAUCCUCAAGAGAAGCAAACGGAUCGGUUGCUCGCCGAGGACCUUGAGCUGCUCACGGAACUACACAACACCUGCAAGGCAAUGCAGGAACGCGUGGUCGAUCUGAUAGGCAAACUGGCACACGAUGAACUCACUGCUGAGCUGUUGCAAAUCAACGAUGAGAUGAACAACCUGUUUCUACGGUACAGCCGCUUCGCCAAGAACACGCAGGCGCCGACUGCGAGUGCCCUGGUAGCUCAGGCAAUUGGACCUGCACCAGCAUCCUCAUCUUCAGCUGCUCACCAAAAAAAACUUGAGGCUGGGGAUUCGCUCAUCGAUCUUUCGGACGAUGAAGCUGAGGCUGCAGGGGCGGUGGCUCUGCCCAUCAGUGCAAUGUCUGACCUCAAACUAGGAGAUGACAAAGGAGAUGAAAAAUUGCGACGAAAGGAUGAGAAAGAUGAGUUCGACGCGUUUGCACAAUCGCGAACUGCAAGUUUCGACGCCACAAAAAACAGGCAAGACGAGGGAAUGGAAUCCACCGGAGCUCGCUCGAAAAAUUCGUCGGAUAAAACGUUGACAUCGUCAGAGUUCGAACGAUUCCUGGCAGAGCGCACCGCUGCCGUGGCCAGUGAGAUGAUUUCGAGUAAUAGUGGUAGCCAGGUUACUGCAGCAGCAACAAGCGGCAGCUCUACGGGAACAGUGCAGCGUCAAAUUGACAAGGAGAAGGAGGAGAAGUCCCUGUUUGCUCUUUAAGUGGGUGCCUACAACUUUGACUCUGUCAUGUUUUCAUUUAUUUGUAUCUCUUGGUAUCAUAGGAUUGUGUGCACUAUGCAAAAAAUUUUUUUUCUCUACAUUUCUGUUUUCCUUCUAAUUUUCUAUUUAAAAAAACGAGCAUUGUGGCAUACGUUAUCUAAGUAGUUAAGUUAUAAAGUGAUUAAGUCAAUGAGUAAGUAUAAGCUCAAAAGUAAGAUAAUUUUAACUUUUAUUUUUUAAACGUCAUUUCUUCUUACUUUGCUUAUUUUAUCAUAAGUUCAACGAAAUAAUUACUAUGCAAACAUAGGAUAAAAUCACCUGUCUCAAAUUUUGUUAGCGAGAAGAAAACACUACUAAGGAACUUAUAACGUGGUUUCAUGGAUAAAAUUUCUAGCCAGGGCUUAUUCCUCAUCAAUUGACUAUUAGUUUUAAGAUAUAUUCAGCCAGCAUUAAGUAUCCUACAACUGGUAUUAAAGCAUAACUGAUAUUUUGGCAGGAAAGGGUAAUACCAAAAUGUUGUACACUAUCGUAUUAAAAUUUCUAAUGCGUGGUGAAAAAAAGAACGGCAGAAAUGGUUCAAUGAAAACCAAAUUUUAAAAAAGAAUUUAUCUGUGUACAUAAUGAAUUGCUACUUCUUAACAUCAAGAACUUGAUGUCUUUAAUAUCGCGUUUAAUAUUUUUGAUUAAAGAUAAGAGUUUUUAAUGUUUUGUUUUUUGCACGGCAGCCAUAAUUAAGUUACCAAAUAGUUGUAGAUAAUUUAUCAGUUUUUGAAAAUUUAUGUUUUACUUUUUUAUGCAUGAUCAUUAAAUGGCUUUUUUUCUCCGCGCAUAAUUUAUUAAAUAUGCCAUCAUUUG